GUAAUAAAGAUGAGUUACUGCAAUUGGUUGAACCACUUCAUCCAGACAGUAGUAAUGAAUGGAUCAGCAUCAAACUGGAAAGAGAUGUGUCAGUUUCAUUCCUGCUGAGGCAGUCAGAACAGAUGAGUUUGUGGAUGCACUUAGAUGUUUGCAAUGAGCACUGCGGCUGGCAUGCCCCAGUGUUUUGGAUACCAAUGCAUAGAACUCCAUGGUAAUCGAAUUUAUCAGAAACGAACGUCAUGAGCAUAGUGGUCCCGUUGGGGGUUGACACAACAGAAACUUCAUAUUUGGAAAUGGCUGCAGGCUCAGAACCUGAAUCUGUAGAAGCUAGCCCUGUGGUAGUUGAGAAGUCAAACAGUUAUCCACACCAGCUAUAUAACAACAGCUCUCAUCAUUCACACAGCUACAUUGGUCUGCCUUAUGCGGACCAUAACUAUGGUGCACGACCUCCUCCAACACCUCCAGCAUCUCCUCCUCCAUCAGUUCUUAUAAGCAAGAAUGAAGUAGGCAUAUAUACUACUCCAAAUUUUGAUGAGACCUCUAGUGCUACUACUAUCAGCACAUCUGAAGAUGGAAGCUAUGGAACUGAUAUAACCAGAUGCAUUUGUGGAUUUACACACGAUGAUGGAUAUAUGAUCUGUUGUGACAAAUGCAGUGUUUGGCAGCACAUUGAUUGCAUGGGGAUCGACAGGCAACAUAUUCCUGAUACAUACCUCUGUGAGCGUUGUCAACCUAGGAGUUUAGAUAAAGAAAGGGCAAUGUUGCUGCAGCGUAGAAAAAGGGAAAACAUGUCAGAUGGGGAUACCAGUGCAACAGAAAGUGGUGAUGAAGUUCCUGUAGAACUAUAUACUGCUUUUCAACACACACCAACUACAAUUACUCUAACUGCUACACGAGUCACCAAGGUCACAGAUAAGAAAAGGAAAAAAAGUGGGGAGAAAGAACAAAACAUCGCAAAAUGUAAAAAGGCCUUUCGCGAAGGUUCUAGGAAAUCUUCAAGAGUUAAGGGCUCUGCUCCAGAGAUUGAUCCUUCUGACAGUUCAAACUUUGGAUGGGAAACUAAAAUCAAGGCUUGGAUGGACCGUUAUGAAGAAGCAAACAACAACCAGUACAGUGAAGGUGUUCAGAGAGAGGCACAAAGAAUAGCUUUGAGAUUAGGAAAUGGAGAUGACAAAAAAGAAGUGAUCACCAGCAACUCAGUCUUCAAACCACCAGUAGAGAGCUAUAUUCAAAAAAAUAAGAAAAUCCUAAAAGCUGCUAAAGACUUGCCUCCAGAUGCACUUAUUAUUGAAUAUCGAGGAAAGUUCAUGCUGAGAGAACAAUUUGAAGCUAAUGGAUAUUUCUUUAAGAGGCCAUAUCCCUUUGUCCUGUUCUAUUCUAAAUUCCAUGGGCUGGAAAUGUGUGUGGAUGCAAGAACGUUUGGAAAUGAAGCUCGGUUUAUCAGACGAUCCUGUACACCCAAUGCUGAGGUUAGGCAUGCCAUUGAAGAUGGAACCAUUCAUCUUUAUAUCUACUCCAUCCAAAACAUUCCAAAAGGAACAGAAAUAACUAUUGCAUUCGAUUUUGAUUAUGGAAAUUGCAAAUACAAGGUGGACUGUGCCUGUCUCAAAGAAAAUCCUGAAUGCCCAGUCCUUAGGCGGGUUUCUGAGCCUACAGAAAACAUAAAUACAGGAUAUGAAACUAGAAGAAAAAAGGGCAAAAAAGAGAGGGAUGCUUCAAAAGAGAAGGAAACUCAAAACCAGAAUAUCACUUUGGAUUGUGACGGAGCAGCCACCAAAACAAAAUUUCCAGACAACAGGCAGCGGAAGCUUUCUCCACUUAGAUUGUCAAUCUCAAAUAAUCAGGAGCCAGAUUUUAUUGAUGAUAUAGAAGAAAAAACUCCUGUUAGCAAUGAAGUAGAAAUGGAAUCAGAGGAGCAGAUUGCAGAAAGGAAAAGGAAGAUGACCAGAGAAGAACGGAAAAUGGAAGCCAUCCUUCAAGCAUUUGCCCGGCUAGAAAAAAGAGAAAAAAGAAGAGAGCAGGCUUUGGAAAGAAUCAGUACCGCUAAAACUGAAAUUAAAUCAGAAUGCAAGGAUGCACAGAUCAUCAAUGAUACCGAAUUUGUUCAGGAACCAGCAAAAGAGGAAACUGCCACCAAGCCAACCCCUGCCAAAGUCAAUAGGACAAAACAGAGAAAAAGUUUCUCUCGAAGUAGAACUCAUAUUGGCCAGCAGCGGAGACGGCACAGAACUGUUAGCAUGUGUUCAGAUAUUCAACCAUCAUCUCCUGACGUGGAAGUUAGCUCACAGCACAAUGAGCCUGAAAAUGCUGCACUUUCAGCAGAGCCUGAAACGGAGACAACUGUUGCUGAAAUAGUUCCUGAACCAGAAGCCCCAGCACUUAAUAAAUGCCCUACUAAAUAUCCUAAAACAAAAAAGCACUUGGUAGAUGAAUGGUUGAGUGAGAAGAGUGAGAAGACUGGCAAACCUAUAGAUAGCCUUUCAGAAAGGCCUCUGCGUAUAACGACAGAUCCUGAGGUUUUGGCUACACAAUUGAAUUCUUUACCAGGUCUCAUUUACAGCCCACAUGUAUAUACUACCCCUAAGCACUAUAUUCGUUUUACAUCACCGUUCCUAUCAGAAAAACGGCGGAGAAAAGAACCUGUGGAAAAUGUUGGCUCUUGUAAGAAGCGAUGGUUAAAGCAAGCGCUGGAAGAAGAAAACACAGUAGUCAUAGAUAAUUUUAAUUCACCAUGUCAUGAAAGAUCUAGAAGUCCUGCAAUCAAUGGUGAAAGCAGAAGCCCGCUAUUAUUGAAUGACAGCUGUUCCUUGCCAGACCUCACUACACCACUAAAAAAACGAAGAUUAUAUCAGCUGUUGGAUUCUGUCUAUUCAGAAACAUCUACACCUACUCCUUCUCCAUAUGCUACACCAACCCAUGCUGAUUUUUCUGCCUCAGAUCCAAUGUUGUUUGCUACUCCUCCUAGAAUAAAAGCAGAUGAUGAAAACUGUAGAAAUGGCUAUAAGCCCAUUUACUCUCCUGUUACUCCAGUAAUUCCAUGUGCACAUGGAAAUUCAAUGCACUUUGAGAAUAUUUCUUCACCUGACAGUUCCCCAGAGGUUAAGAGGCGAACGUAUAAUCAAGAGGGAUAUGACCGGUCAUCAUCAGCAAUGCUGACACUCAACUCUUUCAGAAACUCCAAUCUUACAGAAAUAUGUCUGCAAGAAAUAAAGACUAUUGGUUAUUCCAGUCCAAGGAGUAGGAAUGAUGGUGGAAGGCAGUGUUCAGGAGAAAAGGAAGUCACCUCAGACCUUCAGUUGGGACUUGAAGCAGUUGAUCAAAGUGCACUGCAUAACACCUUAGAACCCCCCUGCCAUGAGAGAACUGAUGCAAACAGCCAACUGGAAAGUGCGCACUGUGGGCGAGGAACAGUAUAUCCUACAUGGGUAAAGAGUCCCGACAGGACAGGUGUAAAUUUCUCAAUGAAUUCUAAUCUGAGGGACUUAACGCCUUCACACCAGUUGGAGGUAGGAGGUGGAUUCCGAAUAAACGAGUCAAAGUGCCUGAUUCCAGAUGAUGCUAGAGGCAUGUUCAUGGAAGCACCUGUUUUUUGUACUUCUGAAGAUGGACUUGCAGCUGGCUUUGGAAGGUCUGUCAACAGUGACAACUUGAUGGAUGGAAACUGCAUGCCCCAAAACCCUCCACAAAAGAAAAAGGUGUCACUUCUAGAAUAUCGUAAAAGGCAACGAGAAGCCAGAAAAAGUGGCUCAAAGACAGACAGCUUUCCCCUUCUUUCCAUAUCACCACAUGCUGCUAGUGGAGGAAACAAUGCUGCCACUGAUGGAUAUAACAGCAGUGAAAAUGGGGAACAAGUGGAGAGAGAACACACUACUAGCCUAUCGUUGCCACUGCCAGCCACUGAGUAUAGCGCCUCUUCAGAGGAAACUGAAAACUCCUCUUUAUCAAAAGAAGUUUCAAGUGAAAAGAAUGAUCCAGAGGUUCAGUGCCAAACUUUCCAUUAUAAAAAGCUGGAAAACUGUGAAUAUGAGUUAAAUAUGAGUAACUUGAUGACUUCUUCACUGAGUCCUGUAGUUCCUGCUCAAUCACUUGGGAAAACACCCACAAAACAGGAUUCCCAGUGGGAGACUGCAGCUGAUACCCCAGAGGCUGAGAAUACAACUCACUCAAAGUGUGACCAGCAACAGAAGCCGUUGACAAACAAUACAGAAGCACUUUCAAAAAACCAUCAAUCCCAGCCUCCUUUACGUAGUGCAACAGAUCAGCCUGCGCAGAAACUUGCUUCUGCACCCUUGAAGCUGCACUGCCCCCCUUCCCCUCAAGUAGAGAAUCCUCCAAAAUCCUCUACGCCACACACCCCUGUACAGCAUGGCUACCUUUCACCAAAGCCUCAUUCACAACCAUUAGGAUCACCAUACAGACCUCAUCAUCCUCAGUCACCUCAAGUGGGAACACCUCAGAGAGACUCUCACAGAAGUUUUUACGCAGCAGCACAGAACCUCCAGCCUAGUACCCAACCCAGUGGGACACUGUUUUCCCAGACAUCUUCGGUCUCUUACAAUCAGUUCCACCAACAAAAUUUAAACACCAGUGCCCCCCCUCCGCCCCCGCCCCCUCCACCUUCCUCCACUUACUAUCAAAACCAGCAGCCCCCCUCAGGAAACUUUCAAAAUUACAAUCAGUUAAAAAAUAACAUACCACCCCAACAAACUGUAUUUCCCUCUGGACCAAAUCAAGCACUUGCUGGUACAACAUGCCAGCAGCCUGUUUCAGGACACCAUGUAACCAGUGGGCAUUUUUUGCCAUCUCAGAAUCCCAGUAUUCACCAUCAAAGUCCAACUGUUGGUGCCCCGCCACCCCCACCGCCCCCUCCAGCACCAGGACCACAUCUUGUGCAGCAGCAAAGUACUCAUCAGCAGCAUGCAGUGGCCCACGUCGUAGGUCCUGUGCAUGCAGUAGCAGUGGCCCCAGGGUCACACAUCCAUUCUCAAGCUGCUGGGCAUCACCUGCCGCCACCGCCACCUCCUCCUGGUCCCCUUCCUCAUCACCAUCCUACUCACCCCACAACAGGUCACCAAGGUUUGCAAGCACAACACCAGCAUGUUGUAAAUUCAGCGCCGCCUCCGCCUCCACCACCACCCUCCAACGUUUUAAGCUCUGGGCAUCACACGGCAUCAACGCAAGGACUGCACCAUCCAUCUCAUCAAGGCCCCCCACUUUUCCCUUCAAGUGCUCAUUCAACGGUCUCAUCCUAUCCAUCGCAACCUCCACAUCAUACACCUUUGGGACCGGGCCCUCAGCAUCAGCCUGCCGCAACAGGACCACACUGUCCACUCCCAGGUCAGGGUCCUCACAUCCAGCCUCAAGGACCAAACAGUAUUCCAGCACCUACCGCUUCAGGGUUCUGUCCUCAUCCUGGCUCUGUCUCCCUUCCUCAUGGCGUGCAAGGACCUCAGCAGGCAUCCCCCGUGCCUGGGCAAAUACCCAUUCACAGAGCACAGGUGCCACCAACUUUUCAAAACAAUUAUCAUGGUUCAGGGUGGCAUUAAAAAAAGGGCCCCUUGCUUUUAAACAUUUUAAAAAUGUUCUGUAAAAACUGUAUAUUUCAUAUGUACCUGUUCAAGGUACUUUUUAAAGCUUGUACAUGAUACUUUGUAAAAAAACAAAAAAAGGCAAAACACCAGUGCGCGCACGCUCUCAUUGUAGUAUUUUUUCCCAUUUUUGCUUUAAAAAAUUCCUGAAACUGUGCUGUUGAGCCAGUAUUAGGCAUUUUUUAUUUUGUACGUAAACAUUCCAGCUGUUUGUUCUGGCAGUAGAUUUGAUGCUGCGUAACUUUAAAUUUUAUUGUUGCAGUUAAAUUCAUUUAGUGAAUGUUUUCUAUAUUUACUUUUUAUACAUAUGUAAUUAAAGUACACGGCUAAGUGAUGGCACUAACAGGUUUUUCAUCUGUCAGCGGUUUUUGUGUGCAUAUAGGUAGAAAAUGCAAUACAGAUUUUUAUAGUUUCGUGUGGACAUUGGCUCUUUUAUUUCAACAGUUAUUUGCAGACAUUGUAAUUUAAUGUAUAGAUUGUUUCUAAUGUCUCUGACAAGUGCUGUAAAUACUAUUUCUUUUGCGUGUAAAACUGCUUAAUGCUUCUCAUUUGAUAUAGUAAUGUACAUACAAGUCUUUUGCAAAAGCGUGUGAUCUUUGUGGAAGUAGUACAGUAUAUGAACUUUAAUUUUUUUAAUAUACUGUCACAUUGCAGCACUGGUUGGGCAUUUUAAUUCAUGUUAAUAAAUCACAAUUAUGUCAGUUUUAA
This is a messenger RNA of Sceloporus undulatus (fence lizard), 6296 nucleotides long. RefSeq names its product lysine methyltransferase 2E (inactive) (gene KMT2E). Gene Ontology annotation, molecular function: protein binding. The coding region runs from base 240 to 5546 and encodes 1768 amino acids. The record is from RefSeq and is a predicted model, not a curated record. The transcript has 25 exons. Lineage: Eukaryota; Metazoa; Chordata; Lepidosauria; Squamata; Phrynosomatidae.